This is a messenger RNA of Racocetra persica, 658 nucleotides long. NCBI's taxonomy places the organism in Eukaryota, Fungi, Glomeromycota, Glomeromycetes, Diversisporales, Gigasporaceae. The record is from the annotation of a GenBank genome assembly.
AUGGGACAAUCGUUAAAAAAACUUUCUAAAAAUGGAGCACCUAAAAAUGAAGUAAAUGAAAAAGACCGUAAACAUAAUAAAGACAUAUAUUUAAAACCUCUUUCAGUACUUGAGGCCUAUCGAUUUAUUCAAGGUCGAAAAUUUCGUUUAGCCACAAAUGUCACGCUAACCCUUCCAAGUGACAACGAAGAAGCUAUAAGGUUUAAUGAUUCCAUUAAACUUUUAAAGCAAAUAUUUGGUUCUAAUUAUUCUGCUCCUGUCACAAAGUUAUUAACUUGUGGAGGUGCAAGAGUACUUGAAAUUGGAACGUUUGGUGGAUCUUGGCUAAACGAAAUGUCAAUAAAAUUCCCAAUGUCAAUCUUUUUGGGCUUGGAUGUUUCUACUGUUUUUAAUCCGGACUGCUUACCGGAAAAUUCUGCGUUUCUUGAACACAACUAUCAUGAUGGAAUUCCAUUCCCUGACGAUGUAAUCUGCUCUUUCUUGACGUUCGAUUAUGUGUACCAACAAUCUGUGUCUCCAAAAUUUCGGGAGAGUCUAUUUGAUAAUCAUUUGAAUGAAAUUUGUCGCGUACUUAAACCAGGAGGUUGGAUAGAGAUAUAUGGAUCACCUACCAAUAUUGUUAACGCCGGACCUGCAACUGAACAGUUUAUAUUAGCAG